This is a messenger RNA of Carassius carassius (crucian carp), 3317 nucleotides long. RefSeq names its product TLE family member 3, transcriptional corepressor a (gene tle3a). The transcript is spliced from 21 exons. Gene Ontology annotation, biological process: negative regulation of canonical Wnt signaling pathway; regulation of DNA-templated transcription. The record is from RefSeq and is a predicted model, not a curated record. Gene Ontology annotation, cellular component: nucleus; transcription regulator complex. Lineage: Eukaryota; Metazoa; Chordata; Actinopteri; Cypriniformes; Cyprinidae. Bases 572 to 2860 code for a protein of 762 amino acids. Gene Ontology annotation, molecular function: protein binding; transcription corepressor activity.
CCAGAACUGUCGGUUCUCUAAUCUGAUUGGCUAGCAGGAGGUGCUCUCGCAGUGGCUCAGCCCUCGUGUCAGUAGACUGUCUGUGUGUGGCACAGGGUUGCAUUGCUGGACGAAGGGGACGUGCUCGAGAGGCGAAGAAGUACAAUGUUACAAAUUUAAACCUACCAAACAUCUUCAAAAUCGGAAGUACAUUUUUGCAAGGGUUUCUGGGGAUUACACGAACAUUUUUUUUCCGCGCCGUGGAGUUUGGCGUCUUUUAAUUUCUUUGCCUCGGAGAAGCUGAUUCUCACCGAGUCGCUUCUUGUGAUAGAGCGCACGAGAGAUGUUCGCGUACACCAGGAACCAUAUCUUUCCCUCAGAUUUUGAAGCGGUGAUUAACAUUUUAGAAGUUACUGGAACAGUGGAAGUUAUUCGGCAGUUCGGACGCACAAAGACAGCGGCAGAGAUCUGAGAGGAUUCUCCCCACAACGUCCAGUGGGCUUCGUGUCCGGCUGAUUUUUACAGUACAGUGGCGUGCCAGUGGACACCCCCCACCAAAUAGACCUCCAAUAAAUAAAGGAUACAUUUCAAGAUGUAUCCACAGGGCCGGCAUCCGGCGCCCCACCAGCCUGGUCAGCCAGGCUUCAAAUUCACAGUGGCGGAGUCCUGUGACAGGAUCAAAGACGAAUUUCAGUUCCUGCAAGCCCAGUAUCACAGUCUUAAAGUGGAGUACGACAAACUGGCCAAUGAGAAGACCGAGAUGCAGCGCCAUUAUGUCAUGUACUAUGAGAUGUCCUAUGGGCUGAACAUUGAAAUGCACAAACAGACCGAGAUUGCCAAAAGGCUCAAUGCGAUUCUAGCCCAGAUUAUGCCUUUUCUGUCACAAGAGCACCAACAGCAAGUAGCACAAGCUGUUGAACGUGCAAAGCAAGUGACUAUGACUGAACUGAAUGCUAUCAUCGGGGUACGUGGACUUCCCAGUCUGCCUCUCACCCAGCAGCAGCUCCAGGCCCAGCACCUCUCUCACGCUGCCCACGGCCCUGUGGCUUUACCUCCCCACCCUUCUGGCCUUCAGCCACCAGGAAUCCCGCCGGUCACCGGCUCUGGCUCGGGCCUUCUGGCUCUGGGAGCACUGGGAAGUCAGCCACACUUGCCAAUGAAGGAUGAAAAAAACCACCAUGACCUAGAGCACCGAGAGAGCACAAACAACUCUAUUUCUCCAUCAGACAGUCUGCGCACAACCAGCGAGAAACACCGCGGCUCCUCUGAUUAUAGCUUGGACACCAAGAAACGCAAAGUGGAAGACAAGGACAGCAUGAGCCGAUAUGACAGUGAUGGAGACAAAAGUGAUGAUCUGGUGGUUGAUGUUUCCAAUGAGGACCCUGCCACGCCCAGAGGCAGCCCUGCCCACUCACCUCCUGAGAAUGGCAUAGAUAAACCCCGCCCAGCAAAGAAGGACACACCCAACAGCCCCGCAUCUGUGGCCUCCUCCGGCAGCACCCCCUCCUCUAAAAACAAGGAGCACGGCCAUAAUGACAAAUCCUCCACGCCUGGUCUCAAGUCCAACACCCCCACGCCUCGUAAUGAUGCCCCUACCCCGGGUACCAGCACCACCCCAGGGCUGCGGCCCAUCCUAGGCAAGCCUCCAAUGGAAGCUCUUGCCGCCCCUGCUCUGCGCACCCCACUCUCUUACCCAACUCCCUUUGCCAUGAUGAGCCACCAUGAGAUGAAUGGUUCUCUGACCACCCCUGGAGUCUAUGCCGGCCUUCACAUCUCUCCUCAGAUGAGUGCGGCCGCUGUUGCUGCCUACGGACGCUCGCCCAUGGCGGCAUUUGAGCAUCCUCAUAUGAGAGCUCCCGGCCUCCCUGCCAGCCUCAACCCAAUCUCUGGAGGAAAACCAGCCUACUCUUUUCACGUCAGUGCCGAUGGACAGAUGCAGCCUGUGCCCUUCCCUCCAGACGCUCUCAUUGGUCCAGGGAUCCCACGCCACGCCCGUCAGAUUAACACACUCAGUCAUGGAGAGGUGGUGUGUGCUGUGACUAUAAGCAAUCCCACUCGCCAUGUAUACACUGGUGGCAAGGGCUGUGUUAAGAUCUGGGACAUCAGUCAGCCUGGAAGCAAGAGUCCAGUGUCUCAACUAGACUGCCUGAACAGGGACAACUAUAUUCGGUCCUGUAAGCUGUUGCCUGAUGGCCGCACUCUUAUCGUUGGAGGGGAGGCUAGCACUCUUACCAUUUGGGAUCUUGCCUCCCAGACACCCCGCAUUAAAGCCGAGCUGACCUCCUCCGCACCAGCCUGCUAUGCGCUAGCUAUCAGCCCCGACGCCAAGGUGUGCUUCUCCUGUUGUAGCGAUGGAAACAUCGCUGUUUGGGACCUGCACAACCAGACCCUCGUCAGGCAAUUCCAAGGACACACAGACGGUGCCAGCUGCAUUGACAUCUCCCAUGAUGGCACCAAGCUCUGGACAGGUGGCCUUGACAACACAGUCCGCUCCUGGGACCUAAGAGAGGGGCGGCAACUCCAACAGCAUGACUUCACAUCUCAGAUUUUCUCUCUGGGCUACUGUCCUACGGGUGAGUGGCUGGCUGUCGGCAUGGAAAGCAGCAAUGUGGAGGUUCUCCACCACACCAAACCUGACAAGUACCAGCUGCACCUUCACGAGAGCUGUGUUCUCUCUCUGAAGUUUGCCUACUGUGGUAAAUGGUUCGUGAGCACUGGGAAGGACAAUCUGUUGAAUGCAUGGAGGACUCCCUACGGCGCCAGCAUAUUCCAGUCAAAGGAAUCAUCCUCAGUCCUGAGCUGUGACAUAUCAGCCGAUGACAAGUACAUUGUUACAGGCUCUGGUGACAAGAAGGCCACAGUGUAUGAAGUGAUCUACUAGAAUGAGAGGUAACAGACUGGAGCAGCUCAGGCCUCUGGAGAAGGAAGGGGGGGACACACAACUUCUCACUCCAGUGACUCUCCUAGUCAAACAGACAGGAACAGCCCUUGUCUGUCUGUCUCACACUCACUGACUUUUAACUGACUGACCACAGAUGUGGAAGAGUGGACGCCGGGGUGACCUGAAAUAGGACACAAAUGUGCAGCCCUACAGAACCCCACACACUCAGCCCAGUUCAUAUGGCACUAGAGGACACUCAAUGUUUCCUUCCUUGCUGUUUUUUUUUUUUUUUUUAAUCUAUCUUUGUUGGAUUUUGGUUCAAUUUUUUUUCCUCACUAUGCAGUGAGAGGGUUCCAUAAUGCAUCGUGAAGCAGCGCUUUGUUCUGAAGCUUCAUCUGUGUGGAGUUUAUGUGAAAAGUGUACAUAAUGGAGUAUUAAAAUGCCUUUUAUAGAUUUA